Molecule: messenger RNA, 459 nt
Organism: Prosopis cineraria
Lineage: Eukaryota; Viridiplantae; Streptophyta; Magnoliopsida; Fabales; Fabaceae
Product: protein EXORDIUM-like 4
Exons: 2
Coding region: 1-459 (152 amino acids)
Source: RefSeq, a predicted model, not a curated record
AUGCCCUUAAUAGCCACCCUCAUCAGGGACAAGAUAUCGAGCAAGAUAUUCCCAUUAGAUCCAAAUGGAAUAUACUUGGUCUUGACUGCUAAAGAUGUAAGCGUGGAGCGAUUCUGUAUGGGAUCAUGCGGCUUCCAUGAUAGCAUCUGGGUAUCCGAGAAAACAAGACUUGUAUAUGGACAUGUAGGAGAUUCAUUGGUGCAGUGCCCAGGUGUGUGUGCAUGGCCCCAUGCGGUUCCAGCAUAUGGUCCACCGGGAAAUGUUCUUGUGGCUCCUAAUGGCGUAGACAGUGAUGGCAUUGCCUUGGCGCCACUUGAAGCAGUCACGGCAUGUUCAGGAGUUUCUGGGGUUGAAGCUUAUCCGGGAUAUCCAGGUGUUUUAUUAGUGAAUGAGUCUAGCAACGCAAGCUAUAACGUGUAUGGUGUAAAUGGCAGGACAUUCCUACUUCCUGCUAUAUAG